Pecten maximus is the source of this 2314-nucleotide messenger RNA. Its product is annotated as brevican core protein-like. Bases 493 to 1191 code for a protein of 232 amino acids. The transcript has 4 exons. Gene Ontology annotation, biological process: biological process involved in interspecies interaction between organisms. The record is from RefSeq and is a predicted model, not a curated record. Lineage: Eukaryota; Metazoa; Mollusca; Bivalvia; Pectinida; Pectinidae. Gene Ontology annotation, cellular component: external side of plasma membrane. Gene Ontology annotation, molecular function: carbohydrate binding.
GGUACAUAUGUUACACUAAAAUAGGCUUGUGUUAAAUGCAUACAUUAGAGUAGAUAUCAGACGUCGUUAAUACACUAACAACUCAUUAUAUCAUAAUGGUUGCGGUAUUUCAAACAUUUUCAUCCCGAAAAUGCUUUUAACAUCACUUCUCCUUAUCAAGGCAAAUGUGUUGUGAUGUUUGAUAUAUAUGUAUACUUCCGGUGAAGUCAUCGCUUUCAAUGAAUAGUCGUUUUCACACAAACGAUACAUAAUUAGCAAUCGAUGGUUGUCAGGUUGCAUUUGUGAAUGUGGUGUGUGGUGAAAUGAACAACUAUUAUGGACAUACGUAUGCCUAAGAGAAAAGUCGGCAACUGAUUGACCUUAGCGAGGGAGAUGCUAUUAAUCAGUCUACUACUUAACAGGGCAUUGAAUGCACAGGUUUGAAGACCAUUGAAACAUUUAUUGGGUUAUUGAUAUCGUACACAACAUGUGUAUCGUUUGAAGACUUUCGACAUGUUCAUGUUAGCACACAUCUUCUUGGCAUUACAAGUGUUGUUUGCAAGUGGUCAAGUGAUCCUCGAAAGGAACAGUGGACUUGAAAACUGGUUUCCAAACAAUGUUUUGACAACCUUGGGCGUAGUAAAAUCAGCGAUUGAGUGCGGAAUAUUGUGCAAACAGGCGGAAUGUAUGUCUAUUGUUUACGAGACAAUAGACAGGAUCUGUCAUCUCAAUGAUAGAGUCACUAAUAACGUCUCUGAUUAUUCAUGGAAGCUGAACACUCGACAUUACUCAGUUGUUAGUGGAAUCAUCAAUGGAUACGAUUGUGACAUAAUUGACGAUAGUUGUCUCAAAGUAUUGUCUUCUAAACUCUCAUGGACAGCCGGUAGUGCAGAAUGUGGUUCCGAAGGUGCACAACUCCUCAAUAUCGAUAGCAGCAAUAAGCAGCUGGCCAUUCAACAGUUCAUGGCAGACAAAGGGCUUGAUCAUGUCUGGCUGGGAAUUAAUGACAUCACUCAGGAGGGAGACUGGAGGACAGAGGAUGGAACAAAUCCAAUAGCUUACCAAAACUUUAACGCUGGCCAACCCGAUAACUACUACCCAGGUCAAGACUGUGGGUUAAUAACACAGAAUUUUGGAUAUCUUUGGGAUGACGGGGUCUGUCAACAGUCGGUAAAUGUCGUAUGUGAAAGGAAAAAAGUUGGUUCUCUGUAAGUUAAGUAAUUUAAUUGUGCAAACAGACGUUUUGUCAGAGUAUGUAGUAGAGUAACACAUCACGUUCAUGCGACUUCAUCAAUGCCGUAUAUGUUAAACGAGGAAAAGUGAAGAAUCUGAUAUCAGUAAACAAAAAUCUGAUAUAUUUCAGAUAAAUUUAUCUACGGAUAUAAGAGAGAUGACUUGUUAUAUUCAAACUCGAACAGUGUCAGUUGAGGGCUAGUGAUAAAGUGUCGUGACGCCUUAACUAAUCGGCGACCGCGGCCCCAUUUUCCAUGGUAUAUAACAUGUUAAACGAUGGAUUAUAUAUAUAACAUAUAUAAAUAGUUAUGAAACUAUAUAAUCAAUGAUGCUACUGGCCGUUUGAACAUGGCGCUACGUGAAGGUUUAAUUUGUAUAAUCUUUUGAUGGAUAUGGAAUAUAAACAAUGAUUAACAUGUAUAUAUGAAAGUGGCGUGCGUCCAUACACAGAAUUAGAUGUACAGACUGGAUGAUCGUCCUUGACACUUGAAAACUUUGAACAAAUGAGGUCGUUGGAAAUUUUGUUUCAUAUGAAUUUGACAGCAAGAAGAAUUCUUGCACUACAAUAAAAGUUUAGUGGAGUAAGUGAAGAGAUUUUUGUGUAAUGGAUACUCCUGUAAGCGUCGGCUUGGAUGUAUAUAUAUUUGUCAUUAUAAAGUCCCACUCUGUUUUCGCGUGGUAUUGAGAUUCUGUAUACGCCAAGUGAGAAACUAUUGUACAUCCCGUCGGCUCUUAAUAUUUCAUCAUUGUUAGUCAAUGUGAUGUUUGUUAUAUGAAUUGAUAUAAAAACGCUUGGACUUUUCUUUUACUUAUUUGCAUCCCACACAGUUUGCAACAAUUGCCAUGGGGCCAUUUUACAUCCAAAAGGAGAAUGUUUAGACCAUGUAAAGCAAAGGCAGAACCAGAUGUUAACUCCCUAGGAACAGUUUAAUAUUAUGUCUGUACUAUACUGUGGCUGUGCCCUAGAUCCGUUACUAUACUGUGGCCGUGCCCUAGAUCCGUUACUAUACUGUGGCCGUGCCGUACAUCCGUUACUAUAUUAUGGCCGUGCCCUAGAUCCAUUACUAUACUAUGGCCGUGCCCUAGAUCCGUUACUAUACUA